CCCGUCCAGCGUCUGGUUUAUAAUCCUACAAAAAAUCCUUCACAAUGGCCGACUCGAGCGAAUCCCGGCCGGUCGUGCGGUCCAGCAAGCCCGUCAGCGAGGCUCUUUUGAACGAAAAGUGGGACCGCGCUGUCUCGUCGAUGAUCAUCCGUUCCGGUCUGGGCGUCGGGUUCGGUGUUGUCUUCUCGGUGCUACUGUUCAAGCGGAGGACCUGGCCUGUUUGGGUUGGACUGGGCUUUGGAGCUGGGCGUGCCUGGGAGGAGGCUGAUGCUUCCUUCCGCCGUGGCGACUCUCCCGUGAGAGAUGCCUUGCGCAGGUAGACGUUGCAGUCUCCGAUUGUGUACGAUAUCUGUACAGGGGGGUAGAAACCGGGGAGACAGGGAAGACAAGACUCAUCAGCCUCUACGCAAUAGAUCCUUUUGUUGUUCUAUUUAUACACAAUACAAAAUAUUCUCACGUUCCAUUCCGUACCCAUCCAAUGCCUUAAGCAUAUUCAAGACUCACCUCUAACCUCGUGUCUAUACGCGAGUUACACGGUUUAAGACAUGGUCUUCGAAUCCACUCUACAAAAUA
Molecule: messenger RNA, 573 nt
Organism: Penicilliopsis zonata CBS 506.65
Lineage: Eukaryota; Fungi; Ascomycota; Eurotiomycetes; Eurotiales; Aspergillaceae
Exons: 4
Coding region: 45-320 (91 amino acids)
Cellular component (GO): MICOS complex; mitochondrion; mitochondrial inner membrane
Source: RefSeq, a predicted model, not a curated record